AUGGAGUUAGAUGACGAACCGAUCAAAUUCAUUUCAUUCAACGAGGUUUUUGGGAAUUUUUCGUUUGACCCAGAGGCCUUAAUCCUUGAGGCGAAAAUGUCUGUGACUUUUCUCAUGUCGGACAAAACGGUCGAAUUUAUAAAAAAACGCGGGAUAGUUCUCCACGUCAAUCAUCUCAAGUUCUCAAAAGUGACAUUGGAACUGCAAAAUGCCCCACAAAAUGUCGUCAACUGUGCGUUCGAGGUGUCACCAGGGAUACUAAAUAAUGAUUGUCAGAUUAAUGAGACGCCAACCUAUGACAACUUUGUCUCGAUGUAUAGUGGUAGUGUAGGGUUAUUGACGAUCACAUGGCCGAGCGAACUGCAAAUAGAUUCGAACAACUCAUAUAUUCUGAGAUUUUGUUACAAAACGAAUCACGGGAGUGGAUUGUACGAAACGAAAAACGUCACUGACAAAAUGAUUAUGACUUUAGAUGGGUAUUUAGACACCGCCUCGUGGAUGCCAUGUAUUUGUAAUUCUUUUCAAUUAGUUUGUUAUCAAAUGACGUUUAACGUUCCUGAUAGUUUUGUUGUUAUAUGUAGUGGGACCCCGGACGUUCCGCAAAUUGUUGACAAAACGAGAAUCUUCACUUAUUCACUCAAAACUCGAAUCCCAAUGAAAUCAUUUGGAUUUGUCAUUUCGAGUGCGAGAUUGCUUCCAAUUGAGUCAUCCCUCAAAGUUGGGUUUUUUGCUGAUGACAAAACGGCAAAACGCGCGCAAUUCACGUUUUCAGAAAUAGUUCCCAAAGCUAUUCAAUGUAUUAGAAAAUAUACCGGCACGACCGAAGCUUUUUCAUUGAGUGUAAUAGCGGUAAAAGAAUUGCCACACACCGAGGCCUUAUCAUUUGCUGGUCUUAUAGUAGUAUCCAGUGAGAUCUUAUAUUUACCUGACAAUGCUGACCGAUAUCGGAAAGUGUCAUAUAUCUUAGGUCGUGCUGUAGCGUCACAGUGGGUUGGGCAUUAUAUAAUCCCGAAUAAGAUAAGUGAUGAGUGGAUAACGAUAGGGUUACGGGAUUACUUAGCUGAGCAAUUUGUGAAGUUAGUGAAUGGGCAGAACUAUGUGAAAUACAAAUCGAUUAAAAGUCAAGAGAUAGUGUUAGAGAGGAAGUGGGGGAGACCAUUACAUAACGAGGAACGACUAGUUUUUGCGGAGAUGGAGUUAGAUGAUCAGUUUCGGAGGAAAGUUGAUAUAGCGAUGGGAGUGAUGGAGAACAAUUUAGGGAAAGAUCGGAUGAAGCGAUUAGUGUGUGUGAAAGUCUUUAAUAAUGGCGGAAUGAUCGACGAUUUAAAGAGGAACUUAAAAACGCGGAGUUUUGUGAAGGAAUUGCAAACGCAGAAUUCGUCAUUGAUGAAACAAUUUGAAGAACGAAUUGUGGAUGGGACGGGGUAUUCUAAAAUUGCUGUGAGCUUCUCAUUUACACAACGAAUAGUACAGACUGAUUUUAAAAUUCGGCAAUCGAAGAAAGAAAAAGGAUAUAAUGUCGUUCCCGUAAGGAUCCAUGAAGUCGAACAAACUAUAGAAGACUCUAUUGAAUUGACUGGAGUGGAGACUUUAAAAUCCAUUCCGUGUCAUUCAAGAAUUCGAAAACAAAGGAAACGAACAAUUAAAACGGAUACGGGAGAGACUAUUAUGUAUGAUUUGGACUCAAGAGACUGUAAGAGGAAUGGACAGAGUGAGACGGAUGUAGCGAUUUUGUAUAUUGAGAUUGACCCUGAUAAUGACUACCCAAGGAAGAUUAAGAGGAAUAAACAAUCAUUCUUGGAGUAUAUGUGGCUGACUCAAUUAGAGUUUGUAAGGACAGUGAGAGGACAAUUGGUGACUAUAGAAGGCCUUGAGAAGUGUAACAGUGAAAAGGGGAUUCAAGCAUUAUACGACUUUCUUAUUAACAACCACCGAUGUUUCUAUAAAGUGCAAAUAGAAGCAGCCCACGCGAUAGCUCGGAUGUCGUGUGAGGAGAAUCAGUACUUAGGGUUUAAUCUCUUGAAAACGUUUUAUAAGACGAAUUACUAUGAAGACUCGAUUGGGGUAGUCCCUCUCGACUUCUCUAAUGCACUCAAAUAUGAAAUUCAAAAGGGCCUCAUUGGAGCGUUUGCGGAUGUCAGACUCCACUCAAUCAACGAAAAAAUUAAUUGGGGAAGAGUCUAUAAGAAGAAACAGACAGAAAGACCCCGAGCACUGAGUAAAGUGAACCACCCGGAAGCCGUUCAACUGUUACUUGAAAUAGCAGAGAACUCGACGAAUGAAAAGAACAGCUACCAAGACGGGAUUUUUUUGAAAGAAGUUGUGAAGGCUUUGGGGAAGAUCAAUAGUCCAAAUAAAGAGGAAAAUGUCCGAAUUGAAACUUUUCUGAGAAGAGUGCUGAACAAGGACAAAAUCAUCGCUUCGGAUAGGAACAUCGUGACACAAGCCGUUGUACUCAGUACCCCACAAUUCGCGAAUUUAAGCGUGUUGGCAGCUGUUGGCAAUUUCUUUGAAGUCCGCGUUGUUGCGAUCAAAGAAAUGUUGUUGACAGACCCAGUAAAUGGUCUCGAGGAAUUUGUUAGAGUCCACGAAAGAAUGGACGAAGGAAGAGUUAGGUACGCUCUGUGCGAAAUGGCACUCAAUUUAAAACAAUUCCCGUCACAAGAAGUCAUCGAUAUGCCAAGCUUCAGAACAGCUGGAAAAAGAAUAUAUACAGUGUUGUGUAACAGACAAGAUUUCGUUAGAGACAAAGUCUUGCUGGCAACUGUCUUCAAAAAGUGGUGGGGAAACUCAUUGGCUGAACCUCUUUAA
Molecule: messenger RNA, 2811 nt
Organism: Entamoeba invadens IP1
Lineage: Eukaryota; Evosea; Mastigamoebida; Endamoebidae
Exons: 1
Coding region: 1-2811 (936 amino acids)
Biological process (GO): transcription initiation at RNA polymerase II promoter
Cellular component (GO): transcription factor TFIID complex
Molecular function (GO): transcription cis-regulatory region binding; RNA polymerase II general transcription initiation factor activity; chromatin binding
Source: RefSeq, a predicted model, not a curated record